AUGUCUCCUAACAACCACAUUCUCAGCAUCAUGGCUGCGGAUGCUGCGGAUGCAAGUGCUCCACUCUAUGUCUGUCGAACCGGCGUCUUAUCUGUUCUUUUUGUUUUCGCCGUUUUCUUACCAACAUCGGUUCUGGGUCUGCUGGGUUUUCGUCCGGAAGAUACGGGAGGAGAGCUGUCCGUAGAAGACGGGGUGCUGAAAGCUACAGAAGGGACGCGAUUUAGGCUUCGUGUUUACUAUGCAGCAUCCCAGCGACUCAACAGAACUCUCGGUAUCAGACAGGGAACUGGAGAUGGGGUUACUGCACCGUGGAUUGCUUUUAUUGAAGAACCGACGCCGCUUAUUUCAGGAAAGGUCCACGGGAAAAGAAAUCUCUGCAUGGAUAAAAACUCUAGGACUUCUGAUAUCGAACAGCUGGGUACAUUUAAACCGCCAUACAGCCAGAACUCUAUAUUGGUUGACCUGUUGGCCAAAGACCUUCGUAGAGGUGAGAAAAUCAAAUAUUAUUCCAUGUGUGCCUUCGAUGGGGCUAAAUGGGAACACUUUGGAACUAGAGACUUCUGGCUGGCAGUAGUAGAGAGACCGCCCGAAGCUGACCUCUGGCUUCAGGUUGCGGUCUCUUUGGUAUUCCUUGGGUUUUCUUCUCUUUUCAGUGGUUUAAAUCUGAGUUUGAUGGCUUUGGAUCCGGUAGAACUCAGGGUAAUACAGAACAGCGGCACGGAAAAGGAGCAAAAAUACGCCUGGCGCAUUGAGUCAGUCCGAAAACACGGGAACUACCUACUAUGCACCUUGCUUCUGUGGAACACGCUUGUGAACGUAUCUCUGGCAGUCUGGCUGUGUCAGGCUUUUGGUGUAACAUGGCUCUCGAUCCUUGUCUGCACGUUCAGUAUUUUCUUUAUUGGUGAAAUCCUCCCGCACUCAGUUGCUUCAAGACACGGGCUCGCAAUCGCAUCUAAAACAAUUUGGGUAACGAAGCUACUAAUGCUCAUCUCUUUUCCCAUUUCAUAUCCCAUUAGCAAGAUUCUAGACGUGAUUCUCAACCAGGAAAUCAGUAACUUUUACACUCGAGAAAAGCUUUUGGAAAUGCUACGGGUCACGGAUCCCUACCACGACCUUGUUAAAGAAGAGCUUAAUAUCAUCCAAGGCGCCCUGGAGUUACGGACUAAGACAGUGGAAGAUGUUUUAACCCCUCUAAAUGACUGCUUCAUGCUUCGCUCUGACGUCUUGUUAGAUUUCAAUACAAUGUCCGAAAUCAUGCAGAGUGGCUACACUAGGAUCCCGGUGUAUGAGAAUGAGCGAUCUAAUAUCGUUGACAUUUUAUUUGUCAAAGACCUUGCUUUUGUGGACCCCGAUGACUGCACCCCAUUGAAAACCAUAACACAGUUUUACAACCACCCGCUGCAUUGCGUGUUCAACGACACCAAACUGGACGCGAUGCUGGAGGAGUUUAAAAAAGGCAAAUCCCACCUUGCAAUUGUACAGCGAGUUAACAAUGAAGGUGAAGGGGACCCAUUCUAUGAGGUGAUGGGUAUAGUCACGCUGGAAGAUGUCAUUGAGGAGAUCAUCAAAUCCGAGAUUCUGGAUGAAACUGACCUCUACACUGACAAUCGGACAAAGAGGAAGGUUUCUCAUCAUGGAAGAAAGCAGCAAGAUUUUUCACUGUUUAAAGUCACUGAGAAUGAAAUGAAGAUCAACAUCUCCCCACAACUUCUCCUUGCAACACAUCGCUUUCUUGCUACAGAAGUGGAGCCAUUCAAGCCAUGCCACAUUUCUGAAAAAAUCCUUCUGAGGCUUCUUAAACAUCCCAGUGUUGUGCAGGAUCUCAAGUUUGAUGAGAGGAAUAAAAGAUCUACUGAGCAUUUCUUGUUCCAGCGUGGCAAACCAGUAGACUACUUUGUUCUAGUGCUACAGGGACGUGUGGAAGUUGAAAUCGGAAAAGAAGCUCUGAGAUUUGAAAAUGGCGCAUUUACAUAUUAUGGAGUGCCUGCUAUUAUGACCAGCUUAUCUUCAGUCCACAGGUCACCUUCCCGAAGUAGUGGUCUUAACCGUUCUGACUCAUUAACCUAUGGUGGCAGUAUGAGCCAGCUGAAUACCACCAAUAACGCAUAUGUGCCAGAUUACUCUGUUCGGCAACUUACAGACCUACAGAUUAUAAAGAUAACAAGGCAGCACUACCAAAAUGCUCUCACUGCAACACGCAUGGACAGCUCUCCUCAGACUCCAGAUGCGGAUACCCAGGUAAAUGAGAGUGGCAAUGGGACUCCUGACAUCCCUGAUGUGGAGCCUUUGGUGAAUAAAAGCCCCUUGACGUUGCCAGAUAUUCAGAGAGCAACACACUCCACGCAGAAUAAGAUGCAAGAGCAGAGUGUCCAACAGAUCACCACUGCACUCAAUGAGAAGAACCGCAUAGUUCGGAGCAAGUCAGAUGGCCAGAAAAGCCCCAGCGAUUCCGUAUUUCUUUGGAUGGACGAAAUUCCUUACAUUCGUGAAGACUUAACUGAAAGUUCUAAAAGAGAUGGAAAGCAAAAUGAGGACACCUUAGGAGUUCCAGUUGAGGAAAAUGUGUCCAGUUCUCCAUUCAUCAGCAGUCUAUCUCUCAGUGGGUCAGAAGAGACAUUAGGGAAAAAGUUGCUUCGUAAACUGAGCAAUAAAAAAAGGAAAAAGUCUCGUGAUGGAGAAAGAACACCAGAAGACAAUCCUGCAGUUUCCCAAGUAAAAACUUAAGUUUGCCAAAACAGAUGGAAUUGUGAAACAGGAAAGGUGGGCUGGGUACUUCAGCAAAAGAAUGAAACUUACCUAUCCCAAAAGUCCAAACCUGCCCCAGACCAAUCAAGUAAAUGAGUUAAGAAGGGCGAGAUUUUUGUUGUGGUUGAAAGCUUGUCAGUAGACUCUCCUCAUAAUCAUAUUAAACAGAAUUGUACUAGGUUCAUAGUUAAAAUCAGCAUGUGCUAGUCUGCUUAGCUGUACACACAGGGAGCAGCCCUGUGAGAGUCUACUGAUUAUCACUUACUCUCAUCACAUGUUCUUCCUGUAUACCUUUAUGAACAACAGUGCAUCUAAUUUGAUAUGUGGUUAGCAGAAUCAACAGUAGGAACAGUUAUAAUUUUUAAAUAUAAUUAAGAUUUACAAUGGGGUAAUAUCAGAAAGAACAGGAUUAAACACAUUAGAGGCUAUUUUAAUAUUUUGGAUCUUCUCUACAAUAGAGUGAUGAUAAAUUUACUUUUGUUGCUUGAAUCACUUUGGUGGAAUGCUUGGUUGAAAACAUAUAGUUUUCUUAUAGAACUUUCAACAUCACCUUGUUAUCAGAGUGGAGCAGGAAAUUGCAAAAAUAGUACAACAUGGAAAAAAAAGUGCAAUGAGACCAUGUACUUUAUUGAAAUUCUACAGCUUCCUUUGACAAUUCUGACUUCACUCAUACCAACUAUAUUCUAAAUGGGACAGAAUGCCUCUUAAGUAUGGCGGAAUAGUAAUUCAAUGUGAAUUUAACAGCACUUUAACGAAGUCUAAAUGUAUUUUCUUGUAAAAUCUCACCAGUAAAUAUGUAUUUUUUAUUUUUGGUUAAGUUAGGUACAGGGAUAUACUGGAAUCCAUUUUAGGCAACGCACACAUUUUAUGUUAUGUGUUAUUAUUUAAUGUACACUGUUUCGAACGUUAACUUCUUUUUGGAUUUACCAGUUUUAACCUGAGCAGUAUUAAUUUAUUUUAAUCGUAAUGAGUAUUUUAUUCUCUAUUUUUCAGCACUUUACACUAAGGAGACAAAUGCUAUUAUUGCUAAAAAUGUGUGCCAUGUUUUUCUCUUAAGGCACAUUGUACCUGUACUGGCUGAGUUUUGCUUUGACAUCUACACCACUUACAGGGCACAAGUUGUGUAUUUUAUUCUCAUUAUUUUGGCAGUAGGGCAGCACAGUGGCAUAGUGGACAGUACUGUCACCUCCCAUAUCCAACAUUCAAAUCCCACACCUGGAUGUUCUUUCUGUGUCUGUGUGUGUUUUCUUCCCAACUGUCCUAAGACAUGUGCGUUAGGUUAACUGGUCACUCUAAACUGGCAAAAAUCUGGUGCCCUGUCCAGGGCUGUUUUCUG
Molecule: messenger RNA, 4081 nt
Organism: Polypterus senegalus (gray bichir)
Lineage: Eukaryota; Metazoa; Chordata; Cladistia; Polypteriformes; Polypteridae
Product: metal transporter CNNM1
Exons: 10
Coding region: 1-2724 (907 amino acids)
Biological process (GO): transport; magnesium ion homeostasis
Cellular component (GO): plasma membrane
Molecular function (GO): transmembrane transporter activity
Source: RefSeq, a predicted model, not a curated record